AUGCUGGUUCGGGCUUCGGGGACCAUUGAACAGAUUGGCAAUGACUUCAAGCUGAUGUUCUACCUUGUGGCUGGCAUCACAAGUGUGCUGUUCGUCUUCAUACUGUUGUUCUUUAAGGCCGCACCUGCCACUCCCCCAUCUGCGGCAGCGGAACAUGGCGCUAGUCUGGAUUCGAACUUCCUCAGCUCUUUGAAGAAGUUGGUGACGAACCGCAACUUCGUACUGUUGCUGAUCUCGUACGGGAUCAACGUCGGCGUCUACUAUGCCAUCUCUACACUUCUGAAUGACCUUAUCCUGCGGUACUAUGAGGGAGCGCAGGUAGAUGCAGGACGUAUUGGUCUCUGUAUCGUAGUAUCUGGUAUGGUGGGUUCCGUCGUUUGUGGGUUCAUUCUCGACAAGACGCGGCGCUUUAAGGAGACCACGAUGGCACUGUACGCAGCCUCUGUAGUCGGAAUGAUCAUCUUUACUUUCACUCUGAGUUGCGGAUAUAUUGCUGUGGUCUAUCUCAGCAGUAUACUAUUGGGCUUUUUUAUGACUGGUUAUUUACCGGUAGGCUUCGAAUUCGGUUCAGAAAUAACAUUCCCAGAGCCAGAGGGUACCACUUCUGGAUUAUUAAAUGCCAGUUCUCAGGUGUUCGGUAUUUUGACAACGUUGUUAUACGAGCAGAUGCUCAGCAAGACACACGACCGCUGGGCGAACCUAACACUCUGUGGGUUGUUGGUAGUGGGCACCGUAAUCACCGCCUUCAUCCGCGCUGACCUGAGGCGCCAGGCACACCAGCCAGCUGUUAAGCCUUAG
Messenger RNA from Arctia plantaginis, 798 nucleotides. Lineage: Eukaryota; Metazoa; Arthropoda; Insecta; Lepidoptera; Erebidae. The record is from the annotation of a GenBank genome assembly.